AUGGGAUCAAGUUCAGCUCAGCCUGUUUGCAGUGUCACCUCAGAUGCAUUGUCCAAGACCACCAACAACACUCUGCCCUCAGGUAUUGGAAUCCAGUUGACAGGAAAGACUACAUCUAUCGGGCAGACAAUUGGUGCACUGUCACAUUCUCCUUCAUUGACCAUGCCAGUGUCCAUAAAAGGAACCAGCUAUUCAACAGCUGCCACCACCACUGGGCUGGUCCCAUACACAACUGUAAUAACUGCCACAAGCUGUUCAACCCAGCUUGAUUCUCACAGCUCUCUUACCACCAGCUCUCCACUCCAUGGUACACCCUUGGUUUCUGUUAUCUCUCAGACAAGCUGUUCUAAGUCUACUGCUCUCACAUCACUUACAGGAAAUAAGAACAAGAAGGACUUUGGUAUACUUGCAGGUACCUCGUCCAACAGCUUUCCUGCUGAAGUAGCCAUUGCUACUGUGGGUAGCUCAGCCCAAAUGCAAAUUCCUGUUCCUAACACAAAGUCCCUAUAUUUUAAAAGCAGUGUUCAUGAGGAGAAUACUUCUUUAUUAUCUUCUCAACUUGCCAGUAAUAAAACUCAAACCACCUUCUCUACACCAUCCAACUACGCUCCAGUCACCACCUCCACUGCUGGCACAGUUCAGCAGAGGAUAAUCCUCAACACCUCUACGCAACUUACUGCUGGCACACAGAUCUUCCUGAACAAUUCACGCUUUGUAGUCCCUCCCCAGGGUUUGGGUCCAGGCAGUCAUGUCCUUUUCAUCUCUAACCCUGCACCACAAGUGCCUACCACCACUCCUGUUAGCACUAGAUCACCAUUAGCUCCCAAAGAUGCAAGUCCUGUCAAUGUUAUACCUCGAGCAUCAGUUUUAUCCCAGUCUACAGCUAGGCUGCCUAGUGUGCCAGCUGUAAGUUCUCCUUUUGUAGCAUGUGCACCUGCUGUUUGUCCAUCUUUGAUGGGAAGCACUUCACAUGCCAUGCCAUUCAGACUUACAGGAACACCUGGCUUAGGCUCAACACUGAUACCCAGCAAAACAAAUGUAUCAGCUCUUCCUAGGUUUCCAUUUGGUCAUACAGGUAACUUUGGAUUAUCUCCUGUUUGUACACCCACUUUGGUCUCUUCCUCACCAAGGUUGGACAGUGUACCAUCCAUAGUUUCCCCAGUAAAAACUAGUGCCCCUGCUUUUGUUUCAGCACCAGCUACAAUCAGGAUAGGUGCUGGUACUGUUACACAAGCUAAAUCUGCAUCCACCUUAUCAUCUGCAACAUCAACUGCCUUGCCCAAAUUGUCAGGAUCUUUAUCAUCUUUACCUGUAUUACCCAGCUUGUCAACAGGUGCCUUGUGUAGCCCUGUCAUACCAGUUUCUGUACCCCACUCUUCAGCUGCAGCUUCAAAAGUAACAGACACACCAGCUUUGCAUAAUUAUCUUCCCGGCCAGCAGAUGCUUGCAGUGACUACUACUGAAUCUUCAAUACAGCCAAAGCAGACAAAAGUUAAAGUCGCCAAACUCUCAACUGUUUAUCCACAGGGUUCAGAGCAAACUGGACUGGAAAACACUUCACACAAAGAGCAAAUGCCAGUUAUGCAAGCAGUGCUUUCUGGUACAAGGACACAGGUACUGCCAACAAUGGCUGUACCACCAAUCACAAGUGCAGCAUCCAGGAUGCAAGCACUAUCCAAUGCUACUGUUCCACAUGUUGGAAGCACUGUCGGCACCUUUGAAGUGGCACCUGCAAUACCAAGUUCAGCUCAAGCAAUUGCAUCUGAAACUCAAAAAAACAUCAUCAACCCACCUGUCAUACUGACUAAUACAGUGCUUAGAAAUGACUUUGUGCAGACCUCAGCCUUGGAUAUGGAUGCCAGUGUACUAUCCAAGCUGCUCAUUAGUCCUGAUGGUGCUGUUUUGAACACUGAUCAGUGCCAGGUUAAUUCAGCAGAGCUGACUGACUGCCCCAGUCCUCUUAAUGCACUGGUGGUUUCCUCCAAUGGUUCGAGUGGAGCCCUACAAACACACGAUUCCACUUUACACUCUCCUUAAGUAGACGGACCCACCAGAACAGCACUGAUCCCCGCUAUGAAAGUCCAGAUACAGUUUUCCACUUGCCUAAUUUUGACAGGACUCAUAUUGCAUCCAGUAAUUGCUAUACAUGUAUUUUGAUUCUUUUACAUUUUGGACAGAUUUUAACCUCUGGUUU
Molecule: messenger RNA, 2194 nt
Organism: Nematolebias whitei (Rio pearlfish)
Lineage: Eukaryota; Metazoa; Chordata; Actinopteri; Cyprinodontiformes; Rivulidae
Exons: 2
Coding region: 1-2037 (678 amino acids)
Source: RefSeq, a predicted model, not a curated record